AUGGUCUUUUCACCUACGAAUGCAAGUCGUUGCGCGACUACGACGUUUGCCGCGACAACUAUUCUAGGGGCCGAGUUUCUAUCUUGGGAGGCAAAUAUUGUUACCAAUUAUUCCUUCAACGUUCCGAAAGGAUGGACGUAUUCGCAGCCAGCUCUGGAUGUUCAGAAUGCCACGUUUUGCAACGUCACUGUCACCUACACGCACACCGGUCAGAACGAUACGCUGAACGUUGAGGCAUGGCUUCCGACGGAGGAAAAUUAUAAUGGGAGAUUGCAAUCUGUCGGUGGAGGUGGCUGGACACCUGGCCGCUUCAUUCUGAGCUAUUCAGCCAUGAUCAACGCCGUGGCAGGCGGUUACGCGACGGUCACUACCGAUGCCGGCAUUCCCACUACUCAAAGUCCGAUCGAUUGGUUGUUGACCAGCCCCGGAAACCUCGAUACGACUUCGUUGCAAAACUUUGGACAGGUUGCUCUCAAAGACGAGGCCAUUAUUGCAAAACAGUUGAUCGCAGCCUUCUACGGCAAAGAGCCCGAGUACUCCUACUGGAACGGUUGCUCCCAAGGUGGUCGUCAAGGCCUUAAGGUUGCGCAGCAGUACGAGGAUAUUUACGACGGCAUCAUGUCUGCUGCGCCCGCAAUUAACUGGGCGGAGUUCUACAUCAACUCCAUCUGGCCCAGCUUCUACAUGGAGAAGACGCAGCAAUUCCCCCGCGACUGUGAGCUGAAUGAAAUUACCUCGCUUGCUAUUCACGCUUGCGACGAGUUGGAUGGCGUAAAGGAUGGGCUUAUCAGCGAUCCCGAAGCUUGCCGAGAGAAGUUUAAUGUUUUCGAACAUGUCGGGGAAUCGUUCAGAUGCUCCAGCUCCAACUCAACGCUCACCAUCAGCCAGGCUGCUGCCUCAGUGGCCAACGCGUCCUGGACUGGACCUCGCUUCUCUAAUGGAAGAUUCAUGUAUGACGGCUAUGAGAUUGGCAGCGAUCUACCAACAAUCGCCCCGACGAGCUGCAGUGGUGAAGUCUGCACGAGCGCCGGCCUUCCAAACAUUCUCUUCGCUUGGCAAGCCUUUGUCGCCAAAGAUGCCAAUGCUACAUUGCCGAACAUUACGGAUAGAACUUUUGACACCAUUUACCGAGCAGUCAAGUUGGUCUUCGCGUCAAACCUCGAGACUGACGAGGUGGAUUUGCGAGACUUCCGGGACGCUGGUGGUAAACUCAUGACAUACCACGGACUUGCGGACCAGAGCAUUUCGCCCGGAGGUACUCUACGUUACUAUAACAAGGUGGCUGACUUCGUGGGCAACGUCACAUCCUUUUAUAAAUACUACCGCGUGCCUGGGCUUGGACACUGCUGGGGGGGUAAUGGCGGCCAACCGGAGGCAAUCUUCUCACAGCUCAGAGCCUGGGUUGAGAACGGAACGGAACCGCAGUCUUCUCCUGUCGUCGUGACGAGGUCUGAUAAUACGACGCAACAGCAGGUACUCUGCCCUUAUCCACAAAAGGCGAUUUUCGAUGCCUCUUGCAACAUCGCCAACUCAACUACUUGUUGGUCUUGUUCGGAGGGAACACCCUAA
This is a messenger RNA of Colletotrichum truncatum, 1569 nucleotides long. Its product is annotated as glycoside hydrolase. The record is from RefSeq and is a predicted model, not a curated record. Lineage: Eukaryota; Fungi; Ascomycota; Sordariomycetes; Glomerellales; Glomerellaceae.